This is a messenger RNA of Rana temporaria (common frog), 834 nucleotides long. Its product is annotated as proteoglycan 3-like. The record is from RefSeq and is a predicted model, not a curated record. Gene Ontology annotation, biological process: immune response. The transcript is spliced from 6 exons. Lineage: Eukaryota; Metazoa; Chordata; Amphibia; Anura; Ranidae. Bases 98 to 688 code for a protein of 196 amino acids.
GAAAAUUGAUGUAUAUAAAGGAGCACAGAGGUGUCCAAGAGAUGAAGAAGCAUUUGGAUGCAGAAAGAGACCACUGACCCUUCAUUGACAAAAAGACAUGUAUCCUCUACUUCUGCUCCUUUUGUUGGGAACCAUCUAUGCCCAGGAACCAGAUGAUUGCUCUCAAGAUGACUCGAUGUCUCAAGAUGAAAUAGAGGAUCCAAAUGGCCAAGAGAAUCACUGUGACAUGCCUGAUACCCUGGAGACAACCCCUUUAAAUGACUGCCAGUUGGAGAAAUGCCACAAUGUCUCUAUACAAAUAAAUAACAUAUUUGGUGAUGUUUGUCCAGACAAAAGUACCUGUCGCUAUCAAGCUUUCAACUGCCCCACAACCUUUCGGAGGGCUCAGCAUUCCUGCAGGUGCCGCAGAGGGAACCUGAGUUCAGUUUCUAAUGGGUGUGCCAAUAAUAGGAUCAGAUGUUUUGUUCGGAGAUCGUGUUCAAACCGGCAAUAUGCAUGGAUUGGUGUGUGGAAACCUGCCAAUUCUUGUGCCUAUGUAAAUGCUAAUGGAAGCAGAUUGACCUACACUAACUUUGCUCCGGGACAGUAUCGAAGAUGCGGAAGCUGGUGUGUGGCCAUGAAUUUGUCAAAUGGUAAAUGGUAUACUUUCAACUGUUGCACUUCACUGGCCUUCGUCUGUACCAUCUAAGAGUGGAGGAUCUACGAAGGCUUCUGACCUCCAUCUCCAAAGUUCCUGUUGCAAAAUUUCUCGAUUGUCUGCUUUCAACUACAUCUUCCCCUGCUUUAUAUACCACAUGCUGCUUUUUAAAUAAAUCCUGAAUGCAUUUAGAAUUG